Messenger RNA from Letharia lupina, 1611 nucleotides. RefSeq lists its product as uncharacterized. Bases 1 to 1611 code for a protein of 536 amino acids. The transcript has a single exon. NCBI's taxonomy places the organism in Eukaryota, Fungi, Ascomycota, Lecanoromycetes, Lecanorales, Parmeliaceae. Gene Ontology annotation, molecular function: peptidyl-prolyl cis-trans isomerase activity. The record is from RefSeq and is a predicted model, not a curated record. Gene Ontology annotation, biological process: protein folding; protein peptidyl-prolyl isomerization. Gene Ontology annotation, cellular component: catalytic step 2 spliceosome.
AUGUCCGCGGUCUACAACCUUGAGCCUCCACCCACCGCCAAAGUCCUCCUAACAACCACAUCCGGCGACCUCUUGCUCGAGCUCUUCGCAAAGCAGACACCCCUCGCUAGCCGGAACUUCCUUCAACACUGCCUCGAUGGCUACUACAACGGUACACUGUUCCACCGUCUCGUGCCCGGUUUCAUAAUACAAGGCGGCGAUCCCACAAACACUGGCGAUGGGGGCGAAUCCGUCUUCCCGGGAGGGGCGCCAUUCGAAGAUGAGUUCCACAGCAGACUCAAAUUUAGCAGGAGAGGGUUGUUGGGAAUGGCAAAUGAAGGGACGAAGGGGAGUAACGGGAGCCAGUUCUUCCUUACGCUGGGGGAGACCAGGGAGCUGGAGGGAAGGAAUACGUUGUUUGGGAGGGUGGUUGGAGAUACGAUCUAUAAUUUGAUGAAGAUGGGGGAGGCGGAGCUGCAGGCGGGAGAGGGAACAGAUAGGCCGAUUUAUCCUACGACGUUUACUGGGGCGGAGAUCUUGGUGAAUCCUUUUGAGGAUAUGGUAAUGAGAGAGGUGAAGGCGAGAACAGAGGUUGGGCAGAAGCAGGAGGGCAAGAAGAAGGGAAAAAAGAAGGGUGCGAAGGUGCUGCUGAGCUUUGGGGGUGAGGAGGGUGAAGAUGGUGUGGUGGAGCCGGUGCUGAAGAAGGAGAAGUUCAAUACGAAGCUGGUUAGUGCCAGUGGUGAUGCAGGACCAAAGAAGGCGGUCAAUAGAGCUUUAAAGCCCCCCGAGCGGGGUGUGGAGAAGAGCAUACGGCGAAGGUCAUCUCGGUCGAAGACUCCGCCCCACAGGGUUGAACCCAACAAGGAGAUGCAGCUUCCGCUGCCCCAAGAUGAAGAGCCGUCAAGGUCACCGUCUAGCUCGCCAGAGCCAGCGCAGGUGGACAAAGUCUCUAGCUUACUGGACAAGACGAAUGCCCAGAUUGCAGAUUUGAAGGCUUCUAUGAAGCGCAACGUGCAAAUGGCACCAGCUGCUGAUACUAGGAAGAAGUCUGCCCUGGAACAGAUGAUCCCAGAAACCUCCAUGCGUGGGCGUAAGCGCAAGCAUAACGGUGAUGCACCUGCAGACAAGCAGACACUGGACAUACUGAAUGCAUUCCGCGCUAAGCUGGAACAGGCACCUCCAGAGAUUGAACCCGCCAAAACACAUGUGACUCAUGAGCAAGACAAGCAAGACGGAGUCAAUGGUCAUGACAAAAAAGAAGUAAUCAACAAUGAUGAUGAUGAUGAUGAUGAUGAUGAAGCAAAAUUAUGCGAUCUUCACUUUAUUGCCAACUGCCAGUCAUGUCAGUCGUGGUACAAUGAUAUGUCAAACAAUGCCAACGGGCAGGAUGAUGAUAAUCAAGGAUGGAUGUAUCAUGCUUUGAGCUUUGAAAAGGACAGGUUGGGCAAGGAUUUGAAUUGGAAGAAAAAGAACGAGGAGGAGCUGGUUGUGAUUGAUCCUAGGGAGAAGGCGAAGGAUAUCAGGGAGGAGCAGAGAGCGAAAAAAAUGGCUAGGAUGGGUGGGAGUAGUGCCUGGGACAGGGAUAGAGAUCGGGGCCGAAUACCAGAUAGGAGAGCGGGUGAGAAGGGGUGA